AUGCACCUUUUCUAUCUCCGGCUGGUAUUAUGGGGGGUUUAUUCCUUACUCGUUCUCCAAGUCAUUUCUAUUCCGGUCCCAGAAGAGAACCUCCCCCUUUCCCAGAUUGACGACGGUAAUGAAUUCGUUCCACGAAACUCCCUCGAUGGCGCGCCUUCGCUUGUUCGACGCGCAGAAAACGCACCCCCUAAGUCCCAUUGUUAUGACUUAGCGGAGAAAGUCAUGCAGGUGCCUCGGCCUAAAUAUCUCUUUCCGCCUGGAAAGCAAAACCAGGGGUCGGUCUCACUCGCGGAGAAAUUGGGCGCGGGGGGGGGGGGGGGUCAAGGAUCAGUCUGGAUGGGCCAAUUGAAGUACUACGACACACCACGAAACAGGGCCCUGGGGUUGAAAAUCAAUCUGCCACGACGAGUGGCAGUGAAGAUAUCACAAGGAGGUCGUGGAGUCGAUCAGUCCCUGCUUGCUGACGAAAUCGGCAGUCGUUGGAUCCUGCGGAACCUGGAAAUAUUCUGGGACCCAGGUAACAAGCAAUCGGUCCAGGUGAUGGAUAGAGCCGGAUUGGAUAUGCUCACAGCUCUAUCAGAAAACAAGCGAUUCAAUAGAGACUGGGCGAUGUGGAAUUUUGGAGGGGCAUUAUUGGACGCUCACAGUAUGGGAAUUGUUCAUCGGGAUGUGAAGCCCGAAAAUAUGGUUAUCAGAUUCCGGAGAGUCUACUUGAUUGAUUGGGAUUUUGCUGUGGAUCUACGGAAGUCCAAUGAAUACAGUGCUCCGGGGACAAGGGGUUAUCACCUCCAGGUAACCUUCUUUCUUCCCCGUGGAAGUACAAGAGCUAAUCUCUCCGGUGCUUAG
This is a messenger RNA of Penicillium alfredii, 846 nucleotides long. RefSeq lists its product as uncharacterized. Gene Ontology annotation, biological process: protein phosphorylation. The transcript has a single exon. Bases 1 to 846 code for a protein of 281 amino acids. Gene Ontology annotation, molecular function: ATP binding; protein kinase activity. The record is from RefSeq and is a predicted model, not a curated record. Lineage: Eukaryota; Fungi; Ascomycota; Eurotiomycetes; Eurotiales; Aspergillaceae.